GUUGCCUCCUUGCCGCCGGCCUCCUGGGGUCCAUCCCAGCUUGCUCUGCUCCUAGCGACCCAGAUUCCUGCCCCGCCUCCGCCCCUCCCGCGCCCGCAGCCGGUGCUGCAGCCGCGGCCACCCUGGUCUAGGCUCUGCGCCGGGGACCGACCUCGUCGAUCGCCGCGGUGGAGCUUGCAGCUGGAACCCUUGGGGAACGCGGAGAUGGAGACCCGACUGCCGCACGCCAGGACCUGCUGAGCUUCUGCCGCCGCUAAAUUCAUCUUACAUUUACUUUGACAAAGGCAAAUUUGGAAGCAAUUACUUGAGAACCAUUUGUAUAACACCUGGAUAAUCAAAACAGGCACAAUGAAGCACUUCCUGAGAAUGCUGAUCCAGGUGUGCCUGUAUUUUUACUGUAAAUUUUUGUGGCGUUGCCUGAAAUUUGUAAUGAGAAAGCUGACUGGAAGAUGUGAACUGCAACGGAUCUGUUACAAUACCAAGCCUGGAGCUUCUAGAACUAUGAAAAUUGAAACAUCACUGAGGGAUUCAAAAAGUAAGCUACUGCAGACUUCAGUGAGUGUUCAUCCUGAUGCUAUUGAAAAAACUAUAGAAGACAUUAUGGAACUGAAAAAAAUUAACCCUGACAUAAAUCCACAGCUGGGAAUCUCUCUUCAAGCUUGCCUUCUGCAAAUUGUUGGGUACAGAAACCUUAUUGCGGAUGUGGAAAAACUGCGCAGAGAGCCCUAUGACUCUGAUAAUCCCCAACAUGAAGAAAUGCUUUUGAAGUUAUGGAAAUUCUUGAAGCCCAAUACUCCGCUAGAAUCCCGGAUUUCUAAGCAGUGGUGUGAAAUUGGUUUCCAAGGUGAUGAUCCUAAAACAGAUUUUCGAGGAAUGGGACUUUUGGGACUGUACAAUUUGCAGUAUUUUGCAGAAAGGGAUGCUGCAGCAGCACAGCAGGUCCUAUCUGAUUCUCUUCAUCCAAAAUGCAGCAAAUUCAGCAAAGCAGAAUGGGAGAAGAAAAGGAUGGAUAAAGCAAUUGGGUACUCGUUUGCAAUUGUGGGCAUCAAUAUAACUGAUCUGGUAUAUAAUCUACUGGUGAGUGGAGCUCUAAAAACUCAUUUCUACAACAUCGCUCCAGAAGCUCCAACAUUAUCUCACUUCCAGCAAACAUUCUGCUAUUUGAUGCACGAGUUUCAUAAGUUUUGGAUUGAAGAGGACCCCAUGGACAUAAUGGAAUUUAAUCGUGUGCGGGAGAAAUUCCGCAAGAGGAUCAUAAAACAGCUGCAGAAUCCAGACAUGGCAUUGUGCCCACAUUUUGCUGCCUCGGAAGGUUUAAUCAACAUAUAGUCACCCACACUGGUUUUAAUGGAUACCCCAGGACAGUGCCUCAUUAUUGUGUUAGAUCUCUGCUUAGGUCCCAGCUCACACACUGAAUGCACACAGUGAUUGUAUGCAUGCCUGUUAGUACAGUGUCUUCAUAUCUUCGUCAUAAUUACCAGAUCCCCAAAUACCACAAUUUCUGCAGUAUCUGUCAUCCAGUGACUGCUCAUAUUGUGGCAUCAUGCAGUGUUACAUCUUGCUUUGACACCUGGUAUGGAGAGAGUUUUCUAUUUUUUUAAAUUGGCUUCCUCUCCCUCAUAAUUUAGUGUUGAAGAAUUGUAUUUCUCUAGCUGUAUUUUAUAUGUAAAAGAUUUAGCUGAAUUUUGUUCUGUGAAAGCCUUUUAAUUUAUUGAUGUUUCAUGACUAUAGCUGCUAGCUCUUCAAGCCAGGUUCAUGCUUGGACCUCAUUCCAAAAAAGUAUGACUUUAAAAUAAUACAAACAGACACAUGAUAAGACAAAUCAUUCUUGCAAAUACUGCUGCACUUCAUGAAAAUGUAACGAGGCUAACAAGAAGCAAAUUUAGGUAGGUGCUGGGGUUUUUUGAAGUACCGCAGAAUUAUAUUGUAGUUUACCCCCAGUUGUAAUUGUGGCAUAGUCAUCUGGACAUCAAAUUAUUUUAUUCCCAUAAUUUUACUGGCUUGGAUGCCUAAAUAUGUUUAUGUUGCUUGGAGCCUCAAAAAAGAAGUAUGCACACUGCAAAAGCUCCAACAGCUUUUUCACUGCCUGCCUCUUGCUGAACUCAGAGUUACACCCUGGCACUGUUCUGAUCCAGGCAUCUUUGCUUGGGGCACUGAGUGGUGGCUGGUUUGUUGUCUAUGUCAAGAGGUAAUAUUAAAAAACAAUUUGCAAGAAAAUGUGUUGCAAGAGAAGAACCUGAGCUAUGUCAUUCUGUAAUAUUUCUUGAAACUAAUGACCUUGUCUUUUAUCAGUGGAGGAAAUAAAUUGCUUGGAAGGAGAACAAAAUCAAGUCAUUUCAAAACUGCUUAAAAUCAUUUUAAAAACCAUGAUUUAGUUUGGAAUUAAUUAUGAUUGUAGUCUGUUGAAUAGUAUUUACCAUGGCAUUUCAUACCCAUGGUAUUUUAUACCUUCUGACUAUCAUCAGUUUUAGUAUUAUUAGAUGUUUGUGUACUCACUUGCUUAUCUAAGUGAAUUUUGAGUACUGCCUAACUCAGUUAUGAAUAAAUUACAUGUCAUUCUACUGUAA
Globicephala melas (long-finned pilot whale) is the source of this 2567-nucleotide messenger RNA. RefSeq names its product ELMO domain containing 1 (gene ELMOD1). Lineage: Eukaryota; Metazoa; Chordata; Mammalia; Artiodactyla; Delphinidae. The record is from RefSeq and is a predicted model, not a curated record. Gene Ontology annotation, molecular function: GTPase activator activity.